CUUUAAUGAGGCUGUUUUAAAUGUGCUCGCGACGCGAUCCGCUGCUUUGCGCGAGCGGAUGAAUGUCUUAUAUGUAAGCCUUCAUGCAAAGGAGAGGGGAUGAGGGAGCGCGUGCAGCUAGAGACCAAAUACAAUAGAUCAAACCAAAUACUACCACAGAAAUCCAAAUAAGACUUUAUAACUCUGCUGGCCUUUUACACUGUCUUGUCUGUUUUCUAUGUAUUAUAAUUUAUCGUGGUGUAAAAGCGAAUACCAAAGCUAACCCCCGGCCGGUGAUGCUACAGGAGUUGGCUAGCGACUGUUCUCAUGCCUUUUCACACCUAUAGGAAACAUUACUGGUGAGGAGUGACAGGAGAAAAGAAGCUCCCGGGCCUCUAUGUUUACUCAAGGAGAACGCUUUAGCAGUGCAAAGGUAACAGAGAGACGCAGGUGCGUCAACGAAAGGCAGGCGACACACAACCUUUAAUUAUAAAGCUACUACAAUAGGCCCGUAAUUGUAACACAACUUUUCCUGUUGCCUGUAAAAGUGAGGUCUGAUCUCCUCCAUCCGUCUGUGUGUUAGUCUGGACUGUAAGAUAACUGCUGCACUCAAGGGACCACCCUACAUAUAUGUUCUAUGCACAUUUACACCAAAUCUAAUGCCGGCCACCAGUCGACAUCCACAAAUGUAAAUAAAAGUGCGCAGCUGGGCUACAUGUGUACACACCUAACGGCGAAUGUUGUGAGCUCUCCAUACCAAAUAUUUUCCCAAAGCUGUCUACCAAGAAGACGGACGAAGAUACAGAAGACUCAGAAGAGGACAGAGCUCAUUACAGUACUUCUGUCAGAUUAUUUGCAUCAAAACAAGAAGCCGGAGGAAGAUCAUGUUUGUUCCCUUGCCGGUGCCGUUCGUGUUUCAGAGAACUGCCCCUGACCUCAACGCCUGGCGUCUCAAGUCCCCUCUGGCUCUCCGCUCCAGCUCCGAUAUCAGGAUGUCAAAGCCAGUAGAGGUUGAGAAAUUAGGGGCUGACUCACCAUUGGACAGCACAGAUUCAGAGCGUAAUGGACCUGAAUCAAAUCACCAGGCUCAGUCAAUGAAAGUCAAUCCCUUUCCCCUUUCACCAACCCUGAGCAGCAGCAAGAACAAGAUGGAGGAGUGUGGUGAUAUGUCCCCGGCCCUUCCUCACUCUCACGGCCCGACCCCCUCACAGACAGCCCUGCAACAUACACAGCUCAUGCUGACCGGCUCCCAACUAGCAGGGUUGACCGCUCUGUUGCCAGCACAGCAGCAGUUGUUGCUGCAGCAGGCUCAGGCGCAGCUCCUGGCUGCAGCUGUGCAGCAGUCAAGUGCAGCCCACGCCGCUCACGCUGCCCACGCAGCCGCCCAAGCCAAUCAGCAAGCUCAGGCAGCUGCCGCAGCAGCAAAUCAGCAAGCCCAGCAGCAGCAGCAGCAGCAGGCGGGACAAACAGGCCAGCAGGCCCAGACGCAGUCCCAGGGACAGGGACAGAGCACACAGGAACAGACCGCCCAAAGUGUCCCUGUCCCACCUCCUCCACCCCAGCUCACCCUCUCCCAGCCAAUCCAGCUCACCGCCCAGGACAUCCAGCAGCUGCUGCAGCUUCAGCAGUUGGUGUUGGUGCCCGGCCACUCGAUCCCAUCUCCUGCCCAGUUCCUCCUCCCACAGGCACAGCAGGGCCAGCAAGGACUCCUAUCGACACCAAAUCUUAUUCCGCUACCUCAGCAAAACCAAGGGAGCCUGCUGUCUGCUCCAACUAGAAUGGGGCUCCAAGCACCGCGAGAUAAGAGUGUGGAGGUGAGCGUGGCUGGAGGCGUGACUACGGUGCCCUCUGUGACCUCUCACCCCGAAGAACCCAGUGACCUUGAAGAGCUGGAGCAGUUUGCCCGCACUUUCAAACAGAGACGCAUCAAACUGGGUUUCACACAGGGAGAUGUUGGCUUGGCCAUGGGGAAGCUGUAUGGCAAUGACUUCAGUCAAACCACCAUCUCCCGCUUUGAGGCCCUCAACCUGAGCUUUAAGAACAUGUGCAAGCUGAAGCCACUGCUGGAGAAGUGGCUCAAUGACGCAGAGACCAUGUCCAUAGACAGUACCCUGCCCAGCCCCAGCUCGCUGUCCUCUCCCUCUCUGGGCUUUGACGGGAUUCCUGGUCGCCGCAGAAAGAAGAGAACCAGCAUCGAGACGAAUGUACGCGUGGCCCUGGAGCGCGCUUUCUUGACGAACCAGAAGCCUACCUCAGAAGAGAUCCUGCUGAUCGCCGAGCAGCUUAACAUGGAGAAAGAGGUGAUCCGGGUCUGGUUCUGCAACCGCCGGCAGAAAGAGAAACGCAUCAAUCCCAGCAGUGCCACCCCUCCCUUACCCAGCCAGCCCCCGACUGCCCCACCAACGCACAAACCCCCCUGCUACAGUCCUCACAUGAUGUCCAGCCAGCUGUCGCAGGCCGUGACCAGUCUCAGCACAACAGUGACCACCAUGUCCUCCGUCUGCCCCCUGACCUCCAGCCUCACCUCCACCCACCCCUCCCUCAGCUCUGCACCCUCCCCAGUGACUCCUCCUCCUCCUCCCCGCAGCACGGCCAGCCCAGCCACUCCCAGCCACAGCACACUCAACCUUAACACAGGCUUAUGGCGUAUGGGUAAAAAGAACGGUGACGUGUCUAACUACAUCACCGAUUUUGCUGCAAACUUGAGGAACACUGUGAUGGGGGUAAACACAGGGAUGAACCAAGCCCUCCUCGGUAACAAUCCCCUGGCCACUAUCCAAGCCCUAGCAGCCAGUGGUGGCCAGCUGCCUCUUUCCAGUCUUGAGGGGGGCAGUAAGGUGAUGCUGGGGGCCUCUGGGGGCCAGGGAGGGGGCCUCGCCUCCUCCCUCUUCCUCAACCACCCCGCCUUCCUCCACAUGGGCCAGAAACCCGGCGCUGGACUGGUCAGCGCUGCCAUAGCCAAAGCCUCCCAGGCCUCCCCCUUCCCCUCUGCCAGCAGCAUCAGCCCCACCCCCUGUACCCCCUCCCCUUGCUCCAGCCCCGCCUCUUCCUGCUCCUCCAGCGAAAUGGCACACAGCCCACCCUCUCUGGGCGGGGCCAAGAUUGAGUGACCACGCCAAGGGCCAAUCAGAGAGGAGGAGGAAGGAGGAAACAAGAACCUCGCCUUUCACACCAAAGCUAUCUCUUUCUCUCUCUUGCGCUCUUCUUCCGUUAUUUUUUCGCAAUGGCUCUCUCCCUCUUUCUCUCCCAGUCUUUCAAUGCCAAAAAUACACAGAAUGAAAGAGGAGAGAGGGAGGGAAAGAAGUGAAAGAGGGGAGAAGGGGGGGAAAGGGGAAGAUUGAAACCAAAAAUCUUUAUCUAUCCAAACAGAUGGAGAGGAGGCAACGUGGGACCUUUUUGUCAAUAACGUGUGAUAUCGACAUGGCACCUCUCCACUCUUUCUCUCUAAAGGAAAACAAACCAAUGACUCUUUAACAAAGAGGCGGAAGAGACGGCAGAGAUGCAUGUCAAAGUGCAUAAACCAAAAAUGACAAACGAUAACUUGACUAUGUGACAAAGGAAUGGCGGCAAGGACAAAAAAAAAAAAUUGAGAGGAGGACUGCGCUUACGUUUUCCUUUUCUUUUAUAAUUUCGAAAAGCUGCGGGUCUGAAGGAAGAGGAGUAGGGAGGAUAAGUUUAAACCAAAAAUUUACCUGAGGAGGAGGCGGAGGAGGAAUACACAAUGACAAAAAAAAAAAAAAAAAAAAAAAAAACGACAACCAUACCAAAAUCCCAAAUACCAAAAACCAAAAAUACGGAGAGAAAAGCUUUAUUCAAAGGACGUGUAAAUACUGAAGCUAUCCAGGACCAGGACUCUACUGCUACUGCUACUCACACACACACACACACACACACGCACACACACACACACACAUCAAGAGCCAAUCCAUCUUGCCAUUGACUCAUCCUGUUUGUCUCAGCUCAUGUGUCUGUCAUAGGUUUUCAUGCUAUUUCAUGUCAUGUCAUGAUAUUUUGGAUAAAUUUGUAGAAGAUUGUUUCUGUUGCCUGCCAGUAACUACUGUAUCUCAACGACUUCAUGCGUUUUAGUCUCUUUACCUACCUCUGGUUUUAAGAGCAUAGGAUAGCUUUCAACUCUCCUAUUUGAUUUUAUUCCUUCCUUUAAUUAAUGUCCUUAACAGUAGUUUGUUAUUCGGUAUCUAUUUUUUACACUUUGAGAAGGACUGUUGGGGUUUGUUUUUAUUAUUUAUUAGUGUUAUAAUACAAUCCAGCUCCUAUUUAUUGUUGCAGCUUUUCUAGUAUUAGCUUUGGGGGUUUAAAUCAUCAUCAGUGUCAUCAUCAUUGUCUUCAUCAUACACAUUUGUGUGGUCAGCGUGUAUUUUGUUUUGAAUGUGACUAUUCUGCAGGAACAGAGAUGACGGAGGUCCGACUGAGCGAAAAGAUGCUCGUCUCAGUCCUCACCAAGUGCCACGGUUCCAAAAUAGAGCUGGCACACUGCGAGUUGA
Messenger RNA from Thunnus maccoyii (southern bluefin tuna), 4481 nucleotides. RefSeq names its product POU class 2 homeobox 2a (gene pou2f2b). The transcript is spliced from 16 exons. The record is from RefSeq and is a predicted model, not a curated record. Lineage: Eukaryota; Metazoa; Chordata; Actinopteri; Scombriformes; Scombridae. Gene Ontology annotation, molecular function: RNA polymerase II cis-regulatory region sequence-specific DNA binding; DNA-binding transcription factor activity, RNA polymerase II-specific. Gene Ontology annotation, cellular component: nucleus. Gene Ontology annotation, biological process: regulation of transcription by RNA polymerase II. The coding region runs from base 864 to 3089 and encodes 741 amino acids.